AAAAUCCGCAAGAUUGGUGGUGGUGUAAGGUCGGUACGAGCCGGGGAGGGAGAGCAGACCCCGCCCCCAAUACUGGGAGCUGAUAUCUUUCUGGAGUUGAUCAUCAGUUGUAGAGAAAGGUAGAGUGCGCAACCCGUUCUACGCACGUACAAUCUUGAUCAGGCAGGCGCUCCAGCCCAGGCUAGUGACAUUAAUCAAAUUUAGUGAUAAUAUCGGAGAUAAAAGUGAUGCUGGGAUUCCAUCUUGAAGAAAAUACGAAAAGAUAUUUUUAAUGUUGUACCCAGAGAAAACUAUUCUCAAUAUGAUGGAAAGUGCGCUGGCUGAGACAAUGGGUGUACGGAGUGCAGGAGGUGUUGGUCAGGAUGUACAUAACAAGAGUCAGCUGGAUAAUAUCGUUGGCAGCCUCUGGCAGGCUAGACAGGAGUCCUCAGGUUCCAGCUUAGGAAACCAGUCUCCUCGGAACGGAGAAGAUAUGAUAUCAGACCCUGGCAGUCCAAACGACAGCGGGCAUGAUAAUUCACACAAACAGGAUCGUGAAGAUGAUCAGGAGCUGGCGAGUGAUCUCCGACUCCCUCGGGACUAUCCUUUCUCUUUCCCUGGGUUCGGAGGGAUCCCCUCCCUCCCCACCCUGGAGGCGCUCAACAAACAGAAGGAGCUUCUAGGUUCGAAUAUAAUCCUUCCUGUCUCUUCCCCUCAAGGACUACUGAAAACUCCUUCCAGCAUGUUUCCCCAUCAUGGUUUUCCCCCUCUCCGACCCCCGUCACAGCCGACCAGCCAAUCAAACAGUCCUUCUGAUUUUGGAACCCAACAAAACUGGAGUUUUGAAGAACAGUUCAAACAGGUGGUUGAGGCUAGGGGAACCCCUUCAAACAUAUCUGAAAACCUUCAACCCCCCCUCCAACAUCUUUAUGAGAUCGACGAGAACCCUAAAAGGAAGGAUUUUCUUGACGAACUGUUUGCGUUCAUGCAGAAGAGAGGAACUCCUAUAAAUCGUCUUCCUAUAAUGGCAAAACAGGUGUUGGACCUGUACGAGCUGUACAACCUGGUGGUGGCCCGGGGAGGUCUGGUGGAGGUUAUCAACAAGAAACAGUGGCAGGAGAUUAUCAAGGGUUUAGGUUUACCCUCAUCCAUAACCUCGGCAGCCUUCACACUCAGAACACAGUACACGAAGUACCUGUAUCCCCUGGAGUGCAAGCUGAACAACCUGAGCAACCCAAAUGAUCUCCAGUCCGCCAUAGAAGGGAACAAGAGAGAGGGAAGAACUAGUUCCUAUGGACCCUACGGGAUGGGGCUUCCUUUCCAGAACUCCCCUCUGCCCCCCUCUAUGGGGUCUAUGCCCCCCUUUUCGAUGAUGAAUACACCCCCCCGAUCCUUACACAUGAAUGGAAACGGCCGACCAAUGCAUCCCGGUUCAAGAUCUCCCCCUGGAUUACCAACAGGACCCCAGGAUCCACUCUCAGCCUUUGAAAUGACACGUCUUGCUCUCUUGAAGGUAGAGAUGUUUAUGGGACAACAUAUGUACAACCAGAGCGGGAUGGGUGGAGAGCAACUCCGUUCUCCGUUAUCUAUGCCAAACCUUCCCCUGCCUCCAGAUCUACCAGGGAUGCACAUGCAGGAGAAAGCUUUAAAUCUCCAGGUUGAGAGGGAGAGACAAGAGAGAGAAAAUUUCCGACAUCAUGAGCGGGAAAAACGCGAGCAUCGCGAGAUGGAGGAGAGAGAGAGAAACAUGAGACGUGAGAUUGAGAUGAAGAGAGAGAGGUUGGGAGAGGAGAGGAUGGAGAAGGUUGUGAGGAUUGAUAGAGAGGAUGAGGGAGUAUCUCCACCUCCCUCUAAGAGGAUGCACCAUGAUGAGGAUGAGGAUGAGGAUGAGGCUGAAUCUCCAACUCCUCUUAUAACUGUUGCUGCUGCUGCUACAAAUAUAAAGAUUACCAGCAGAGGUGAGGGCAACGAGAGUUCUCUAGUCGUUUGUAUGGAACUAAAUGGCCAAACCUACCAGGGCAUUCUCUUCCAGAAACCAAUCUAAACCCGGUCAUAUUGUUGUACAGUUGUACAUUCAGCAGUACACUACACAUCACGUAUGUACGUGUACAGACUGUAAAGUGAUUUAAAAACUCUAGGUUUGAACUACAACUAGUGAAUUUUAAUCUUUCCUCUAUCUCUCUCUAUAUCUCUCUUCAAUUUAAACCAAAAUUUUAAGAAUCUCUUCACGCGAAAUUUGUUUGAUUUUUUUCGUAGAUUUUCCACAUUCUCUCGUGUUCCCCCCUUGCAGGCUGUGAAAUAUUGAAUAUUAUUUGACUAAUUAUAAAUUUAAGUUCGGUCAGAGCAGAAAUUUUUUCAAGCAAAAAUAUUUCCAACUGGAUUUAAAAAAUGAAAACCAAAUGAUUUUGCUCUGACUGUAUCCGUAUCCUAAACUGUAACUGUAGUGUAUAGUGUAUAUAUACUUCAUAUACUGACCAGUUGUUAAAAAAACCAAUGCUUAAUUGCAACCAGAACGAAACCAGUUUAAUGUAAACAAUUUCUACUGUUAUGAUAAACUCAAAACAUGUAUAAAGAUCCUAAAACUAAACAUAGAUUUAAAUAUUCACAUUUCCCACCACAGUUUCUUGAUGUUAGAAAAUUAGAUAAAUGGAUGUAUUGCUCUUUGUGAAUAUAUUUACAUGGUUCCUAAUGCGUGUACAAAGUACGUUAUUACAUGUUUACUGUUACAUGUACAGAUUAACAUGUAUAAUUUUAAAUGUACAAUUUCACCUUUUUAAUCUUUCUUUUCAUAAUAUGCUUGCUCCCUUCAAACCCAAUAUAGUAUAGAACAGGGUGACCCUGGUUUAAUAAGUACUGUACAGUAAACAGGGUGAACACUGCAAUAUACAAUACUGUACAGUAAACAGGGUGAACACUGCAAUAUACAAUACUGUACAUUAAACAGAGUGAACCCUGAUAUACAAUAAUGUACAGUGCACAGGGUGAACACUGCAAUAUACAAUACUGUACAGUAUACAGAGUGAACCCUGAUAUACAAUAAUGUACAGUAAACAGGGUGAACACUGCAA
This is a messenger RNA of Eurytemora carolleeae, 3047 nucleotides long. Its product is annotated as protein dead ringer. The transcript has 14 exons. Gene Ontology annotation, cellular component: nucleus. The record is from RefSeq and is a predicted model, not a curated record. Bases 272 to 2023 code for a protein of 583 amino acids. Gene Ontology annotation, molecular function: DNA binding. Lineage: Eukaryota; Metazoa; Arthropoda; Copepoda; Calanoida; Temoridae. Gene Ontology annotation, biological process: regulation of transcription by RNA polymerase II.